AUGGAGGAAGAAACUGAGAAGCUAAAGGAGCUACAGAACAAGGUAGAGAAGCAGAUGAAUAUGAGUCUACCUGCAGGCAAUGCUGGCUCAGUGAUCAUGUCCACUGAGGAGAAGAUGGAGGCCGAUUCCUGUUCCAUCUAUGUUGGCAAUGUGGACUAUGGUGCAACAGCAGAAGAGCUGGAAGCACACUUUCAUGGCUGUGGUUCAGUCAACUGUGUUACUAUACUAUGUGACAAAUUUAGUGGCCAUCCCAAAGGGUUUGCAUAUAUAGAGUUCUCAGACAAAGAGUCAGUGAGGACUUCCUUGGCUAUAGAUGAGUCCCUAUUUAGAGGAAGACAAAUCAAGGUGAUCCCAAAACAAACCAACAGACCAGGCAUCAGCACAACAGACUGGAGUUUCCCGCGAGCCUGAUACCGUGCCCAGACCACCAACUACAACAGUUCCCGCUCUCGAUUCUACAGUGGUUUUAACAACAGGCCCUGGGGUCAUGUCUACAGGGGCCGGGCUAGAGCGACAUCAUGGUAUUCCCCUUACUAAAAAAAAGUGUGUAUUAGGAGGAGAGAGAGGAAAA
Lagenorhynchus albirostris (white-beaked dolphin) is the source of this 571-nucleotide messenger RNA. RefSeq names its product polyadenylate-binding protein 2-like. Lineage: Eukaryota; Metazoa; Chordata; Mammalia; Artiodactyla; Delphinidae. The transcript has a single exon. The record is from RefSeq and is a predicted model, not a curated record. Gene Ontology annotation, molecular function: RNA binding. The coding region runs from base 1 to 411 and encodes 136 amino acids.